This is a messenger RNA of Rangifer tarandus platyrhynchus (Svalbard reindeer), 945 nucleotides long. The record is from the annotation of a GenBank genome assembly. Lineage: Eukaryota; Metazoa; Chordata; Mammalia; Artiodactyla; Cervidae.
AUGCCCCCAACCUGGGCUGAAGCACCUAUGGAACAAAGGAACAAUGUAACUGAAUUUGUCCUUUUGGGGCUCACUCAAAGCAUCCAGGGCCAGAAAAUAUUAUUUGUCGUGUUCUUGUUCAUCUAUAUUGUAACAAUGGUGGGCAACCUACUUAUUGUCCUGACUGUGGUGGCCAGUCCAAUCCUGGAUACCCCUAUGUACUUCUUUCUUGGCUGCUUAUCAUUUAUGGAUGCUAUUUAUUCUACUACAGUCACACCAAAUAUGAUUAUAGACUUACUGUAUGGAAGGAAAACCAUUUCCUUCCAAGCUUGCAUGAUCCAGAUUUUUAUAUGGCACUUUUUUGGUGGUGCUGACAUAUUCCUCCUGGUGGUCAUGGCCUAUGACCGCUACGUGGCCAUCUGCAAACCCUUGCAUUAUUUGACCAUCAUGAAUAAACGAGUAUGUGUUCUGUUGCUGUUGUUGACCUGGAUUGGUGGGUUUUUACAUGGUGUAUUUCAUCCUCUCUUUGUCUACAAUCUCCCCUUCUGUGGCCCCAAUGUCAUUGACCACUUCAUAUGUGACAUGUACCCUUUGUUGAAACUUGCUUGCACUGACUCUCAGGUUACUGCCAUUGCAGUGCUUACCAAUGACGGGGCAAUAUGUGUGAUCAUCUUUUCUCUCUUACUCAUCUCCUAUGGGGUCAUUCUGUGCUCCCUGAAGAAUCUUGGUCAGGAAGGCAGGCACAAAGCCUUAUCCACCUGUGGCUCCCACAUUACUGUGGUUUUCCUCUUCUUUGUGCCCUGUAUUUUUAUGUAUGUGAGACCUCCUUCCACCUUACCCAUUGAUAAAUCCUUGACUGCGUUUUAUACCAUUAUCACCCCUAUGCUGAACCCUCUAAUCUAUACUCUGAGAAAUGGAGAGAUGAAAAAUGCCAUGAAAAAGCUCUGGAUCAGAAAAAGAAAAUGA